Molecule: messenger RNA, 1101 nt
Organism: Cydia fagiglandana
Lineage: Eukaryota; Metazoa; Arthropoda; Insecta; Lepidoptera; Tortricidae
Gene: olf186-M
Exons: 6
Coding region: 208-1074 (288 amino acids)
Molecular function (GO): signaling receptor binding
Source: RefSeq, a predicted model, not a curated record
UUCAAUACCAAAGCAAUAGACAGACUUAAUAUUUGUUGUCUUGUCCCCAGUCAUAUUGUGUGUACGACUAUUUAAUUUUGUUUUCUCUUUUACAUCUUUAGUGUUUAUUGCGAAAUUGUGAAAACGUGACACCCAUGCACAUUAUCUAAGGCUCGGCAUUGGGGCAAACUAAAAUGUUAACUACAAAUUGAAAUUUCUGUUUGAAGGAUGGAUCCCAAGCAAGAUACAUUCAAUGAGUCAGUGUCUUCAAUAUUAGAGCGGAAAGUUAGGGGGUGGUUAAGUGGAGUGAUUGAUGAUAUGCGCCGCAGCAGUCCUGUGCAGCAGUGGCUGGACUCGCUCCCGGCCGACAGUGUCGACAAUGACGCUGAGAAACCAGAUGAAGAGACCCUUAAAGUAGUCAAAUCUGAUGAUAGCAAAGCUGAAUCGGUUACUGAUAACACGGUUGUAGAGGCCACGGAUGAAGUACAAGAAGAACGAAACUUAGAUGUACCCACUCCUAAAGAUUGGAAAAGAAAAUCGCUAGAAAGUGGGGUGCUUGCAAGUGCACCUCCAGGCAACGUUAGGAAACGGUUACAGAGAGAUCAUUCUGUUCAGUCUGAGGGUUAUUCUCCUAAACUGAAAAAUCCACUUCUAAGAGAUUAUUCCCUUCAGUCAGAUGCAAGUGGAUCGAGUGGCAGUUCGGUUCUGAAUGUGCUCGGAGCUAGAAAAGUGGAUGCCGAGUCAGUACUACUGGCUUUGGGUUUUGGACCUAGUGAGAAACAACAGAAAUUACAAAGGAUACCUGAUAGAUUUUUAGUUCCAUCUAAACUGAAAGGCAUCAGUACGGAUAAGUUUAUCAAAGAUGAGCAACAUUCCAUGCGCAUGCACGACUGUGGAGUGUUUGGGUACCGAGGAUUGACUGGGAAUCCCCAUGUACCACCGUCGACAAUUGUAGCUAAGAUAAUGGAGUGCAUCUUGCAGGACGACGUGUGUCGCGAGGAAGCCAUGCUAAAGGCGCGGCAUUCCAUCGCGGACAUGCGCAGUCCGCUUGCCGCGCAUGUCGUGGCCGCGCGGCACUCACGCGCACACCACUAGACCGUACGUUGCUUUAACCCAGCGGUC